This is a messenger RNA of Wasmannia auropunctata (little fire ant), 5299 nucleotides long. Its product is annotated as cysteine-rich motor neuron 1 protein. The transcript has 8 exons. The record is from RefSeq and is a predicted model, not a curated record. Gene Ontology annotation, molecular function: serine-type endopeptidase inhibitor activity. The coding region runs from base 1 to 4026 and encodes 1341 amino acids. Lineage: Eukaryota; Metazoa; Arthropoda; Insecta; Hymenoptera; Formicidae. Gene Ontology annotation, biological process: cell-matrix adhesion. Gene Ontology annotation, cellular component: extracellular region; basement membrane.
AUGCGCCGUGAUUUCUACAACGGUGGGCUUGCCUGCGCCGUUGUGUGGGUGUCGUCGACUUGUCUGCUGCUCGUCCUCUCGCUGUCGACAUCGACCACCGCCGAGCCGUUGCUGAGAGCCGCCGGUCGAUGUCCGUCCCUCGUCGAACAGAACGUGUGCCCGUCGAGGGCGCCGACCUGCGAGAAUGACUACCAGUGCCAGGGCACGGAGGAACGCUGCUGUAGGACCGCGUGCGGCCUCCGGUGCGUCGCGGGCGAGCUGACCGGAUGCGAGCAGCUGGCGUUGGCGGCUGUGAGGAGGUCGCGGGCCCUCGGCGACCGGGGCCCCGCUCAGUUCGUGCCGCGAUGCGACAACGUGACCGGCGAGUUCGAGAGGAUACAAUGCGAGCCGACCGGCCACAGCUGCUGGUGCGUCGACGAGAUCGGCGCCGAGAUACCCGGAACCAGGGCGCCCAGCAAGGAUACCAUCGACUGCGACAAGCCCCGCAAGUGUCCGGCUCACAGCUGUCGGAUGCUCUGCCCUUUGGGAUUCGAAAUCAGUGAGGUCACCGGCUGUCCGAAAUGUGAGUGCAGGGAUCCCUGUCGCGGCGUUACCUGUCCGGGAGUCGGACAGACGUGCGAGCUAAUCACCGUGACUUGUAUUCGGCCGCCGUGUCCGCCGUUACCCAGCUGUCGGAAGACCAGAUCUCUAUCGACAAUCUGUCCGGCGGGCGAGCCCUUGCAGAUCACCGACUCGUCGCGGCCGUUCCUCUGCGGCGACACGCCGGGGAAGCCGAGUUGUCCGCCGAUGUACAGCUGCCUGGUGGAGCCCAAGCAGGAGUACGGAGUCUGCUGUCCGUCCAACGUGAAGCUGCAGCGACCCGGCACGUGUCCCGCGGAGGAGCUGACGGCGGGCUCGACGUGUGGGCCCGCCUGUCGCUACGACCUCGAGUGCCCCGGACCCCAGAAGUGCUGCGGCAACAAGAACUGCGGCGGUAACGUGUGCACGAUACCCCGGGACCUCAGCGCGUGCCAUCGCGACCGCAUGCUCGCCGAGAUACUCAGUGUCUCCGAGCGCCAGGGUCGCGGCUACAUUCCGCAGUGCAUGGAAGAUGGAGGUUUCCAGACGAGGCAGUGCUCGAGAAACGGCCUCGUCUGCUGGUGCGUGGACGAGGACGGUAGAAAGAUAUCCGGCUCUAUGGGUCCCGCGGAGAAGAUUGAUUGUAGAUCGAUAAGCAAGGCGCGCUCGCUUCCGGCGUCCUGCACGUCUCAACAGUGCGCUCAGGUGUGCCAGUACGGCUUCAAAACGGACGCUUCCGGCUGCCCGACUUGCGAAUGCGACGAUCCAUGCGAGGGAUUUCUGUGCCCUGAGGGACAGGAAUGUGUCCUGAAGCGGGAGAAUAACUGUCCCGAUUUUCUCUGUCCAACAAAACCGGAAUGUAAACCUAGGAAGACUUAUAAGAGCCCCUGCGUCUUCGGUACACCGCUUAUCGAUCAAGACGGAAAUGCCGCGACUUGCUCCACUAACGAAACUUGCCCCGACGGCUACAAGUGCACGAUGAUACAGGAAGCUGGUCAGUCGGUGUGUUGCAUGGAAUCGCCAAACGCCACAAAGGCACCCACAAUGUGCGAGUAUCUGCGGGAUUUCAACGAUCGCAUGGAAGGUACGAGGGAGGGAAUGUCCCUGGCAAUUCCGGCGCCUCAGUGCGACCAGGAUGGCAGUUACAAGUCUCUGCAGUGUAACAAUGGUACCAGCUGCAAAUGCGUGAACCGUCGCGGAGUGAUCCUGAAGACCGGACUGGACCUGACCGCCACGGCUGAUUGUGAAUCCAUCCGGGAACUCACGCGGAUGUGCAAGCGUCUGUACUGCAACCUGAUCUGCCCGUACGGCUACGAGGUGGAUGCAGCCGGAUGCGAGCAGUGUCGCUGUCACGAGCCAUGCCGCGAUGUCGUCUGCGGCUCGCACGAGACCUGCACGAUGAUCGACGUGAACUGCGGCCCGAACGAGUACUGUCCGGCCGUGCCGGCGUGUCUCACGACGAAACCGGGUCAGUGCCCGUAUCUCGUCCCAAGCUCGUCAAGCUGCGAGCUGCAGUGCAGCAACGACCAGGAGUGCCCGUCCGGUGACAAAUGUUGCUCGACCGGCUGCGGCACGCAGUGCGUGGCGCCGGUCAUGGCCACGGCCUGCCAGCACGCUCGCGCGGUCGCCGAGCACGCCGCCAGGGAGUCGGGCGAGCCCGCGAGGAGGAUCUACAUACCCAGGUGCGACUCCAACGGUACGUUCGAGCCGGUGCAAUGCCACAACGGCAUGUGCUGGUGCGUGGACGAGGAGGGCAAGGAGGCGGCGGGCACCCGGGUCCUCGAGGGGGUCGUGCCGCGCUGUAACACGCCCUUGCGAUGCCCGGAAAUCGACUGCAAGCUCGACUGUCCGGACGGAUUCGAACUGGACGCCGACACGGGUUGCCCGACGUGCUCGUGCCGCGACCCGUGUCGCAGCGUGACCUGCCGCGGCGAGAACGAGGCGUGUCGAAUGGUGGAGGUCGCGUGUAGCGCGCCUCCGUGUCCCCCGGUACCGGUCUGCCUGCCGAAGAAGGACAACCCGUGCCCGAACAGCUCGCCGCUGCUCGAUCAGAACGGCUCGGUCGCCACCUGCGGCCCGCACGGCCAUCACUGCCCCUCGACGCACAAGUGCGAGCUGUCGCCGCUGGACGAAUACGCGGUGUGCUGCCCGAAGCCGCGCGAGGUCUGCUUCGAGCCGCCCCGCAGAGUGCCGUGCAACCCGAGCGCCGGCUUCAACGAGACCGAGAGGUGGUUCUUCGACCCGGAGCGCAACGAGUGCCGGCGCAAGCACGAGUGCACCCUCGGCCACAACGACUUCUCCAGCCGGCUGGUGUGCGACACCGUGUGCCCCGUGCUGUCGCAGUGCGAGAGGCUGCGCGAGAAGAACCUGAAGCGGUCGCAGCGGCUCAAGCAGCCCACGUUCCUGCCAAAGUGCAAUCCCGACAGCGGCACGUGGGAGCCGGUGCAGUGCCUGGAGCACGUCGGUGUCUGCUGGUGCGUGAAUCGUAAGGGCCAGCCGGUCAAGGGUUCGCUCACCCGGGCCGCCGAGCCCAAGUGUAACUUCCGCCAGGCGAGACGCGGCGGCAGAAGACCGGAGUCGCAGGAGAUAGAUCGUGAGAUUCAAACGCUCAUGGAGAACGCGCUGCUGAACUUGGAGACGGACGAGCGGCAGGCGGGAAAGAUCCUCGGGACCAGGUGCCAGGCGAUGAAGGACAAGGGCCACGUGCCGGCGAUAUGCGAUCCGCAGGGUAGAUUCGAGCCUACGCAGUGCGCCGCCGAUACUUGCUGGUGCGUUGACGAAGCCGGCAAUCAAUUAAUUGGAUCCGAGCCGUUUUUGAAGGGAACGAGCAUUUGCCUGCCCACUCCAGUCGAAGCUGUCGACGUGACGUUACGUUUCCCCGGUCGGUUCCUCGCCAGCGACGAGACGCGAUUCGCCCGGGAGGCCGAGAAUUUUCUGCACGUGCUCGGCGCGAGGCUACGGAAAGAUGUGCGAGUGGAAAUCAAUCAGGACUCGGCUAUCCUGAGCUUUGAGAUCGUCGGCGCGAACAAGGUGGACGUGGCGUUCCACUUGGAGGAGCUCACGCGAAUCCAGAAGCUGUCCAUGCUGGACUCGUUCGCGGACGCGACGACCUCGCGCUUCACGCAUCGCUCCACGCCCGUGGCAACGCAGAGCCGGAUCGUUGCGUUGGAGCAACGUGAGAUCCUCACGCAAAUGGAAACGCCGUUCUAUCAAACGGCCACGGUCGUGCUCGCGGCGAGUAGCGCCUUCGUCAUCAGCAGCCUCGUCAUUCUGCUGAUGCUGUACCGCAAAAAGAUGAAGCUGAAGGAUCCCACGAAGACGUAUUCCAUGGACCAACACUUUCUCGCUUUUAGCCAACAGCCGGUUUACGUGAUAUCAGGAUCGGAGCAGAGCGAGAAGGAGAAGGAGACCGCGGCGCAGCAGAUGCUAGAGAAUAUUCGUACGUCGGACACCAUCGUCGGAGCAUAAAACGAUUUGCUUUUUACAUAGGUAAUUUCCACCCUGUACGAUAGUGAUUCUUAAACUUCUUUUUCCAAGUGUACUACGAAGUAGCGACGGAGAGUAUAAUGUAUGAUUAUACGCGUCACUCAAAAAUCCUUCGAAGUACAGCGUCUACCAUUUCCAAGGAUAAUAUCCGCACGGUAAUCCUUCAAUUCUUACCUUUUUUUAUCUCAGUAAGUCUUUUUAUAUUUAUAUAUAUAUAUAUACACGUGACGGAUAAUAUAAUCGGAAAGGGGAUAAUUUCUCGUAAAAAAAAUAUGUCAAAAAUAUAGAAAAAAAAUUUUUUUAACACGAGUCUUUGUUUUCGGAAAAUGCCUGUUUAACAAACAGUGAAUAAUUAAGAAUACGUUUUUACAACUUAAUGAUCUUACGUCAGGUAACCGAAUUUGUCCUCAACUGUCUCGAUAUAGUGGCUAUUAAUAAACAGAGGCUCAAGAAUCACAAGUGCAAACUGGAAAUGCGAAUUAAUGUCGUACAUGGUAUAGCAUAUGAAUACAUCGUAGUCAAAACAAUGUCAUGUAUAUCUCACUGUCAAUAUCUCGCCGUAAUUUAUUGUUCACACGAGAUUCAUCCAUUACGGUCCGUAGACUUGACGAUCAAACGAAUGCAUCGCAUGCGACGAAUUUUAAAUCAGCGUUUAUCAAUCAAUUUUGUAUAGAUAAGUGUAGACUGUAUAGUUUCUAUAGACAACUGUUAAAAUUUUCAUGAUGACGAUUCGCAUAAUGUAAAUUUAUUCAAACGAUUCUGAUAUAAUAUAUACACCAGGCUGGAGUUUUUGGAAAUGUAAUCUAUACUUCCCUAAAGAUACAAAAGAACGAUAUUACUUUUGCGAGAUCGGAAACAUUUACUCGCGUAACGACGAGUUUACCGAUGGACAUUGGUUUGAUCGUCGAGGAUCUAGGUAUGGGAACUGAUUUUAUUAUUUUCAUUGGUAUUUGUCUUCAUUACCUCUCUGAUGUGGGAGUCAUUAAUGCAAGAUUGUCCUCUCGGUUUGAAAAUCCCGAGUUGUAGGACCGAGGUACGUGUCAUUACGUUAAUAACGCCCGCACGAUUGUAAAUAGAUUAUUAUAUUUAUAGAUUUAUACUGUGUUCGAUUUAUUUAUAUAGACGAAUAAAGAUCAGAAUUCUCCUGUUUUUCAAUAAUGAGGUUAUUCCCACAAGCUAUAUACAAUUAAUUUCCUUAAAUUCCCUCCACAGCUGUAUUAAAUUAAAUAAAAAAAUAAAACAAAAUUGAAAAAUA